AUUGAAAGUUCCUCGUGCAUAUGGUGGUGGUCGAGCUCCGGCGAAUCAGCAGCCAGAGGUCCCUCGACACCAGGGUUCCAAGGUUCUCGUUUGUCGGCUGCUUCUACACUACAGUGGCAGGCCCCACUCCGCAGACGACGCGACGUCCGACCCAACCUCCAAUCCCCACGCUCUGCUGCCCUGUCACGACCUCUCUGAGUCUCCUCAACCUUACUGCACUGCGCACUGCGCACUUGCCUUGCCGGCCUUGAACAGACAGCCAACCUUGAACUGGAUGUCCAUUCCGAAUUCGAGUCUCCCAGUCUGCCAGUCAAGUGGCCCACUGGCCCUUCAGUCCAUUCCACAGCCUCGUCUGGGAUGAGGAUGCAUACAGACCCAUUGCUGCCCGUCCUCUCAUGCCCCAGAACUCGUAUGGCAUCAGACUAUUCGUCUGCUUUUCAACGCCCCUCGCCCCUCGAACCCGCUCUGCCCCGUACUGAGUCAGGGACAGCGUGUGAUAGUGAGUACGAAAGUGACGAGACGGUGAUGAGCAGGCACGUCGAUGUUCAUUGCCAGCCUACCAGACAUGGUUUCUUCUGCUGAGCACUUUAUUAUUGCACUGAUCUUGUCUGGGCUUCCGCCACUUGCUUUGAGAGAGGUUGAGCCACGCUGCAUGCCCCUCCAUGCUAGGCUUGUUAGCUGUGGUAGGAGCUACACAGCAACAGGGGGCUCUUAGACGAUAUGCAGUGGCUGGCUCAGAUCCUGGUUUCUUGAGCUGCGACUCGGUGCAUCGAGAUGAGCCGGACCGCAUCCGCUUGAGAUCCCAUGGUUCGGCUGGAGAUGCAUAUCUAAUUCUGUCUUCGGACCAAUCAUUGACAGCUCAAAGCACCUGUGAUUAGGCGCUCUGCUCUCACAACGCUCUCGGACUCGAUGAGGCCAUAUACGGUCCCUAGGGGCCACGCCUCCAGUCUUUCUCUUUAAAGCGUGUUGGAUCUUCGUUCGGCCCCCUUGGCCCCCGAUACAAGCGCCAAAGUCCCCCGUUCUUGCAUGUCGUUGGGUCCAGACGCCCCCAGGAGAUGAGGCGGUAGCCGUUCAACUUUGUCUGUCUUGUAGCUUCCUCCACCACGAGGUCCCGUGCUACUCACAUAUUCUCCUCUGUUGUACUCAAACGUCUUCUCCUCGUGUUGCUUCUCGACCAUUGCACAGCAUCUGAACUUGCUGCUUUACACACGCGAGCAACACAGCUGUCUAGAGCCACACAGCAGGCGCGAAAGCCGGCCACUCGGUACAUCUAGAUAUCAACCGACGUCGGGCAGCCAGUCCAGCAACUCCAUGUGACGACUGAGAAGAAUUGGGCGUGGACCGUGAUCAGCCCUGUACAGCAGAACUACAACCGCUGGAGCGGCGGCAAGACACCCUCAUAUCUGUAUGUGGUGGCUUUCUCCUUUCCCUUACUAUCUAUUGUACAAAACAUUUUGGGACACUGGCUCUUAGAGAAUCGACUCCCUGUAUAUCUGCUGUAACCACCCUUUUGGAACAUGCGCGUUAUGCGGCCAUCCGACUAACACCUUCGCUAUUCGUAUCGCAGAUAAGAAGGACCUGGUUACCACAGCCGCCAUGUCAGAACAGCUCUCGAGAAACCGGUCGGUUUCGAUGGGCUCGGGUCAUUCAUCGAAAGGGAAGAGUAGGAUGGCGACAUUAUCAGAAUUGAGUGCCAGUAUGCCUCCGACGGAGAUGACUCGGGACUUUGAGCCAUGUGCUGCGACGGCAUCAAUGUUCUUGUAUGCGCAAGGAAAUUCGGUGGUCUGCGCACACCACGAUACCCUGAUGAUCGAGCGUCGAUUUUCGAGACAUACUGAAGAGAUAUCGUUAUUAGCAGUGGAUACGGUGAGCGAGAGGGGUGCAGGACGACUGGUUGUGAGUUAUGACGUUGGGCAGACGGCCAUUGUGUGGGAUUGUAUGACGGGGGACGAGCUUGCGCGCUUUGCAUCUUAUGAGAACUUGACAGUGGCAGCAUGGAUGCGAAAUGGAAAUGUUGCUUUUGGAAAUGCGCAGGGAAAUGUCAUUCUGUUCGAGCCAACAACCUCUGAACAUAUUUCGGGGAGAACGAUAGACCAGAUCCCAAUUACGGCUUUGGCACCAGCAGCAGAUUGCAGAACAUAUGCUAUUGGAUUUUCCAAUGGCUCGCUUCUGAUUGCAGCUCUGCAGCCAAGAUUUACUAUUCUUCAUAAUUUGACGACUUCUAGGGGACCAUCACCAAUUGUUACGUUGGCCUGGCAUGCAUCCUCUUCGCGACAAAAGUCAGAUAUGCUGGCCACGCAAACGAACGACGGCGACCUCCGAGUUUGGAGUAUCGCCAAAUCACCAACCAGCAAUGACAGUGCAAAGGUGGUUCGGGUUCUAAAACGUACGGAGAACUUCCAAACCGGUCCAAAUUGGUUGGGAUGGUCCAAGAAUGGGCGCAUUGUUCAAUAUUCGGAAGGCGAAACAUCGUCAUGGGACGUUCGAACUAAGCAUGUAACCUAUGAGUCGGUUCCAACCCUAGACCACGUCAGAGGGCUUGCUGUCUACGGCCCCGGCGCGACCCUAUUCACACUUGGUCGAAGCAACACGGCGCAGCAGUUCGAUCUAAACUCACCACCUCAGUUGGUGGCAAAUGUACAGCAUCCGGCCAAUCUGCUGCCUCCGUCGCCACCUGUCUCUAUCGAAGAACAGAAGAAGCAGAAGGGUUCAGCGCCUACAUCAGGUGAGGACAUUCAAGCAGUGCCGAUCAAUGUCGACAUCUCGGAGAGUGAUGAGGACCACAUGUCGCCUCUGGCGCGGAUUGCCAGAGAGAUGGACAAGCUUGAAGUUGGGCGACACGACCCAGACCGCGCGGACACUCUCAGCCCAGUCUCGUCAAGGAGUCACGCAUCCACCACUUCGCGGUCCUCGGCUGGCUCUAGAACACAGUAUCGCAAACACUCCUCUGUCGUAUCACGUGGAAUUAGUGAUGGCACUACCAUGUCUAUUGGCUCCUCAUUUCACUCUACGCGGGAGCCAUCAGUGGUCUCGAGUCGUGAUAGCUUGUCGAUGAGCAGCAUCAGCACUCAGUCGAAUACCUCUGGCCGCUCUCGUCCAAGAGGCUCUCGCUUACGACAGGAGGUACUCCGCAGUCCAGAUGACGCCAAGGUUGUGGAUCUUUUCAAGUUCACCAAGUCGAGGCUGAGUGACAUCCCCUACAAACACCCGCAGGUCCUAGACAAUACUCGCUUGACGAACAACGAUCUUCGUCGGCAGAUGUUGAGCACGAUCUUUGGAUGGGAUGGCGAAGCGCAGGAACUGAUCCAGGAUGAAAUGAAUCGGCAUCCCAAGGGUUCACCCAAUCGCUUACUGCUCGCUAAAUGGCUCGGUGACAUAGACACUGAUAUCAUGGCUACCAGUUCGGAGUCCAUGACAUCCUCCGACUGGAUGCUACUGGCUUUGAGUGGAAUUGGUGGCCAUGCUUCUCAAACCAAAGUCGCGCGAGCAUAUGUGCAGCGUCUUCUCGAGAAAGGAGAUGUGCACACAGCUGCAACUAUCAUGAUCGGCAUGGGAGAUCAGAACGACGCAAUCGAGAUUUAUGUUUCUCACAAGAGGUAUAUGGAGGCUUUAAUCUUGGUUUGCUUGGUAUUUCCAUCCGACUGGCAACGACAGGCAGAGUUAAUCAGGAAAUGGGGUGAGUGGGCUGUUCAGCACAGUCAACAACAACUGGCUAUCCGCUGCUUUUCAUGUACUGGUACGGAACCAUCAGAACCAUGGGUAUCACCAACUGCCCAGGCAGCGACUUUCUCCCAACUUCAGAGCAUGAGCAUUCCGGAAAUGUUGAGCCCUCCAUUGUCUCCACCUGGAGCUCGUGGUCCUCAACGUAGUAUCGCCAAGACAUCUGCUCUCAAACUCAUCACCUCUUUUGGUGACAAAACUGGGAAGUCGAAGUUUUUCGGACUGGGCGAAGAUGAGAGGACCCCAGUUGGCGGUGGUGUCACUCCCAUUGCGGAAUCGGCACUUUCUCCUAGCGGCGGUGACACUGCUCACACAGCAUUCCUGAGGCCAAGCCAUCGAAGCGCUUAUCAUACUCCGGCAUCUGCUCGGACGGCGACUCCUGGCGGGUUCUCAAGGCAACGAUUACCAUCCAUUGGUGAGAUGCCUUCCGAUGUGAUCCCAAAAAGGGUACUGGAACCGGCGAAGUUGCCGACCCCUAAUGACUCUGGAUCUGACAAAGAGAGAAACGAGCGACCAGGUGUACACGAGCGGAAAGUUUCUCUACCAGAAACCAUGCAACUCAAUUCGGCAACAUAUGUGCCGAUGAAUAGAGCUGCUACUGCCAGUCCUAUGAUGCAGAAAAACAAGCAACAGAAGAUCUCAAAUCCACUACCCUCUCCAUCACCAGAGUCUUUCACGAUCACAAAGCAGAAUGCGCGCACUCGCAAUGGUUCCCGAGAUCGUAAGCCAGAUGGACUGCAGAUUCAGUGGCCACCAAUGGAAUCCAUCAUCACUGGAGAUUACAUGACUUCGCCAGAUCUUUCGGUCGCCUCAUCUAGAGCGCGGACAGGGACUAACCGGUCGGUCGCUGGUUCGACAACAUCGCAUUCGACUGCCGCUAACAGGAGUCCUCUAACCAGCGAGAGAAGCUACAGAAGUGUUGGAACUGCAAGUCCUGUAGUUACUGGCCGAAGCUUGGAUCAAUACAUAAGCAGUUUGGAAUCCGCACAACACCACGCUGAGAAGCAGAAGAGGCAAGCAAGUAGGGAGAGGGACCGCAAUGGACGAGCUCGGAGUGGAAGCCGCAAAUCUAAAGGCAGGGAGCCUUCUGAAGAUCGUGGCCGAAGCGCAGCUCGAUUUAUCAAGCCUGCAAAACGGUCCCCAACCUCCCCAGUUCCGAUGUCUCCUGAAGAUCUCCGAGAUCUAGGCGCAGUAGGAUAUGGUGAAGAUUCUCUUCCUUCAGCUAGACGUGAUCCUAGCCAGUCUAGAGUGAAGAGCUCGAAGCCUUCCAGCAGAGUCCGCCAUAUAUCUCCUGAACCUGUGGGUCGGUCACAGAUCAGCAGCAAACCUGCCAGUCGUGUUUCAAGCCGCAAUAACAGUCGGCGCCCAAGUCCUGAUGGUCGCACUCUGGCUCUCAUCGAUACAAGACGUGGCAGAAGCAAGGGCCGUGAAGGAUCUGUGAUGAGAUCUCCAUCUUCGCCACUUCCAAUGUCACCACAGACCAAAUUCUAUCAAGCUGAUAAUGAUGAGGACAACGAAGAAUUGAAGCGAGUCCACAACGAGCACAAGCAAUUUAGGUCUCGGCAUCGAAGCAGCAGCAGACUCAGAGAACGCGGAACAAGUGCUGUUCGCGAUCCUUCCCCUGAUAGGAGGCGUCGUGAUCGGUCUGCCAGUCGAGUUCGAAGAGAGAGGGACGCCAGCAGGACGCGAAAGGAGCCAUCGCCACAUCCAAAGCGCGAUCGCUCAGCUCACUCUCGUACCGUUUCUAUGUCGGAUCAGCGAGCUGGUGACAUCAAGCAGAUCAAAGAUGAACGUACUCUGAAGAAGGAGCAAGCUGCUCGUGACUUGGAAGAAAGGCGCAAAUCCCUUGUUCGACGCCCGUCCGUACCUCCGAUUGUUCAUCCUGAAGAGCUCGCUCAGUUGUCGCCUAUGCAAUAUCGCCCUUCUCCAUCGCCAGAGUUCAACAGGUCGUCAACUUACCCAUCUCCCAAGCCUUCUCAAAUGCAGCCAUCUAGAAGCCAAACAACGUCCCCGGCUAAUCUUCAAACUUCUCCGGCCUACCUGAAGGAGUCUGGUGAGCGUGCAUCCAUGCAAAUUGGUUUGCCAGCCACUCCGCGAGCCAUGAGACAUCCAAAGUACGAUCCUGACGGAAAUGACAUCCCAGAUGUCCCUCAAAUUCCUGAAAGAUACGAUCAGCCCCAACCACCGUCGUGGGGAAGUCUGAACGCCAUUACUUACAACAGCGCAUUUGAGAACCUUGCGCCUCUUCCAAAGACCACUUACCAAGCGACACCUCGAAGACUGCCGCCUCGCUCGGCUUCUGCUCCAAUCCCGGAAGAGCCGCUCUCACCGAAGGCUCUGCCUGCUGCCCUCCCGUUGCACCCGGCUUUCCACGCCGCUCUUCCACCUAGCAGCAGAAGAAAGACUCAGGACCCAAACACCGCGCGAGCUCCAUUGCUGUCGCCCCGCAAGAUUGCUCCCGGUGAAUCUCAGCCUGGCACUCUGGGAUACGAGACCCUGAAUUCCCGGCCAGCAUAUGCUAGUGGUGUUCCAGGCAUCAUGAACGGUAUUGACGAGACAAUCGAAGCUAAUAGCCAACCUCUCAACCCUUCGAAUGAUAAUUUGACACCGCCGCCGCCGCCUCCUCCUCCCGCGCCACCGAUUCUUAAGGAGUUGCAACAUCUAGCCAUGCCACCUCCACCUCCUCCUGCUCCACUAUAUCGUCCGAACAAUCCUAACACGAACUCUGUGGUAUCGGGUGUAUCCCAAGGAUCUGGUGUCAUCGAGAUUGUGAUGGAUGAGGACGAUGAUAAGAUCAACCAAACAAUCAUCGAAGUCCCCACAACUCAGCAACAAUUCCAACGCACUCCAUCCAUCAGCCACAACCGUGGCCGCAGUGAGAACGACAAUAGCAUCUCUGGACGAUUUAACCGAGCUGCCGAGCGUCUUCGAAGUGCCAGUCGUGGAAGGAACGGAGCCUCGCCCAAUCUCGACCGAACCAGAAGCCCUCCGCAGUCAGAGCAGAGUCUGCAAGGCUUGCAAAGCCCAUACGAAAGCGUGCCCCCUCUCUGGAGCCCAGGCCGCAACCCAGCAACCCCUGGGUUGCAGCAACAGAACAUAACUGAGAGACACCCAAGAGAAGUGAAGGCCACAAUGAACAUGGACGGAGGGAUGAUCUAAACUUUGCUCUCGUAUUCUUAUCUAUAUUCUCUAUUUGCAUCCUACAUUUACAGACGUCUUUGUUCUACAUUUCAGCUUCGAAUACUUUUCUUCACAUUCGAUACCCUUCCUUCUCAUCCAUGUGACUCUUCCUCACAGAGUUCCAAAUUUAUUGCAUUCUUCGGUGGUAUGGGAUUAAGCCGAGCUGUCCAGAAGGCAGCUGUCUGGCUAUGAAAUUAACGAGUCUUUUUUUACGCUUUACAAAUCUUUUCCAGACUUCAUGCGGGGUGUUUUUCUUCAAACCAUGUAUUCUACUUCUUACAGUCUCUGAUUUUCAUCCAAACAUUUACAUGAAGGCGUAUUUGUUAUUGUCGUCUCGGUUAUCUCCAGUACUCUCAUUUACAGGCGACAAGUCAAAGUGCAUUCCGAAUAUGUGGAAUGGCUGGAUAUAUGGUGAUGUGGAUGGAAAGAACUUGGAGUAGUGCCACAUGAUGUCAUAAUAUGGGGUCUGUAUGGACAACAAACUAAGAAGGAAAAAGCUCUUCGGGUCUUUAUUUAAAUGUUAUGCCUCGCGGCUGGCUCUCUGAUAGUUUACUGUUGAAUAUAACGAUCUCUUUGCUCCUGAAAU
Cadophora gregata is the source of this 7486-nucleotide messenger RNA. RefSeq lists its product as uncharacterized. Gene Ontology annotation, molecular function: transcription factor binding. Bases 1597 to 6879 code for a protein of 1760 amino acids. Gene Ontology annotation, cellular component: nucleus. NCBI's taxonomy places the organism in Eukaryota, Fungi, Ascomycota, Leotiomycetes, Helotiales, Ploettnerulaceae. The record is from RefSeq and is a predicted model, not a curated record. The transcript is spliced from 4 exons. Gene Ontology annotation, biological process: positive regulation of transcription by RNA polymerase II.